AUGAGCAGUACGGCUGCUGCGCGUCUACCCAGUCCCAGUGAGCCUGAAUCAGUGCUUGACAUAAGGAGCUACCAGCCAUUUCAUCAACAACUACCACAAUUUGACCCAAUACUGCCAUUCGCCGCUGCACAUUCCGAACAGCAGUUCUCGUUGAUCCCGUCCUGCGUCGGUCCCAAAGUCUUCAGCCCAGGACUGCCACAUGCACAUGCACAGGCUUUGCUACUACAACAACAGCAGCAGCAGCAGCAACAGCAGUACCAUCCAUACAUGAUGGCAAUGCACAAGCCGUUCGGCAAUGCACGCGCAACAAUGGCAAUGGGUGAGUCGAGACGCAGCUCAUCUGCGUCAACGUCGUCCUCCUCCAUUCUGGAUGUGCUGCGGACAAGCACAGGGAAUAGCCCAUCGCCACCAGCGAGUGAAGGUGAAUCUAGUGCCGAAGAUGAGAGUGCUGCUGCCUCGGCUAUGGCCAACGAUCAGACACAACAGCAGCUACCCCAGCAUCAGCAACAGUGUGGCGACAAUUUACCUGCGCCGGGCAAUAGUCCAAUUCAGCUGUGGCAGUUCCUGCUGGAGCUACUGACGGACCGUAAGGCACAGGACUGCAUUCGCUGGUCACCCAACAAGUGGGAGUUCAAGCUGAUCUCACCGGACGAGGUGUCUCGUCGCUGGGGCGAACGUAAGAACAAACCCAAAAUGGACUACGGCAAGCUGUCGCGGGGUCUGCGCUACUACUACCAGAAGGACAUCAUCCAGAAGGUCGGUGGCAAGCGCUAUGUGUACAAGUACACAUGCAACAUUGAGAGAAUGGUCAACGAGACGUGGGAGAGCCUCCAGGAACGCCUCUCCGAGAACGGCGAGCCGUUGUCGUUUGCAUCGCCCCCGUCGCUGCCACCGAUGCCACCCACCACAGGUAGCGGUGGAAUCAUUUCACGCUUUCUCCAGGGCAACCAGUCUUACCAAGGUACUGCCACAGGUACAGGAGAGACGGGCAUGGAAGACGAUUGAGUGAUUUGCCCGCCCGGUUGAACCUGUCUACCUACUGUCCUAGUAUAAUCUUGUCACCUGAAGCCUGCGCAUUCUCUUGGUCUUGAGCUGUUGAGCUUCUAUUGUGUAUAUUUGACACAACUGGACACAUAUCUGCAUACAAGAUGCCACUUGACUUCUCCAUCAUCUUUGACGAAUUCCUCCCUCCAUUCGUUGACAUGCUGUUUAGAAAAGAUAUUUGUAAAACCCACUGCACCUGACUUGCGAUUCGCUAGCGUCGAGGCACUCAGUCUGGCUACCUCUAGCCAUACCAAUGUAUCAAUGAUUAAACUGACAAACCACGACGAAAAGAUUACCGACCGCUUCAUGCCCUAUGGACAAACCCGAGAAUUUCAGAACCUUUUUCCUUGAUUUGCCAGCUUGUUGCUUUUCUUCAUUCCUUGAAGAAAUCAAAACUGUUUCUUCACAGUUUUCGUCAUGUUCAAUGGAAUAGCGCCAUUCUUUAUCUCUUAUCAGAUCAUACAUUUCUGCCUUCGUGUUCGGUGCACAGGCUGGUGCACUGGUCAUAAAGGAAUGUGUCAGCAAGCGGUCUCAUUACAGUGUCUAUUCUCUUUAUCAUAAGAUUGUCUACUUGGUCAGAUCAAUUGAACUCAUUUCACAGUUGAGAGUUAUGUCAAUCAAAAUAUUCAUCUUCCUUAUUCGAGCAGUUUCCAUUUCUGAGUACAUAUAAACGUUACUAGUA
Sycon ciliatum is the source of this 1726-nucleotide messenger RNA. RefSeq names its product ETV5-related protein Ets96B-like. The transcript has 2 exons. Gene Ontology annotation, cellular component: nucleus. Lineage: Eukaryota; Metazoa; Porifera; Calcarea; Leucosolenida; Sycettidae. The record is from RefSeq and is a predicted model, not a curated record. Bases 1 to 1005 code for a protein of 334 amino acids. Gene Ontology annotation, biological process: regulation of transcription by RNA polymerase II; cell differentiation. Gene Ontology annotation, molecular function: sequence-specific DNA binding; DNA-binding transcription factor activity, RNA polymerase II-specific.